UGGCUGUGGAUUAUCUCGAUUUUCAACAUGUCGACGAUGAGUGGACAUAGGCGAUCUGCUAUGACUUCUGUCUCUAAUCUCUAUUCUAAUCUCGUUCUGUUCUAAUCUCGAUGACUAUCACAUCUACGAUGUCUAGGAGAUCGUGAACGAGAAUGGCUGCAAUAAUGAGAUCGAGAACGACUCCUUGAACGAGAGCAAUUAAGCUGCUGGAUUUUCAGCUCUGUUUUUGAUUUGCGAUAUUUGCGGUAAUGAUGUCUUGUGCUACAAGUGUUAUAUAUUUUUGAAAUCGGCAAGAGAUAGGGAUUGCAACGGUGUUACUUUUAUUAAAAUUGAUCAAGUAUUUUUCAAACUACGAGCGUUGGAAUUUUUGGAACUUCGGACUUUUUUUUUGGGAUUACAGCUGACCGAUUUACCGAAUCGCUACACAGGAUCUGACUCACUUCAGUUCUAUGAGUACGAUUUUGAAUUUUGUCGAAUUCGGUCCAGCAGUUAUGAGAAUAUCGCUUAUUUCCGGUGGAAUUUCGUCGUUCUAUUGUGGACUUCUGGUUGCAUUUUUAGAAAAAUUCUUAAAUAGCUUUAUUGAGGAUCAUAAAUGUCACAAUGCUACCAAAUUUCAUUUCGAUAGGUACAGCCAAAUUUGAAUUAUGCCAAUUCUAUUGAAUUUUCCAUUUCCUCAAUUUGACGUUCUAUGCCGUUUCUAUGGUAAAGGUGCUCCUCUGAGUUGUUGAUUAGUGAUUAGUGCGAUUUCUCGGGUUAUUUAUUAUUAUUUCUGUAGCAUAUUUGUUUUUAUUGUUAAUAUAAAUAUUAAAUAUUAAGUUUAUCUUUAAUAUAUAUCAAAUUAUGAAUGAGACAGAGAGCUUGUCAGCUUCUGCUGCUCGUGCAGCAGCUUCAGAAGUAAUCACUGAGCUUAAGGAAUACAUUGCGGAAAACGCUAACUCAAAGUUUUCCACUGUAAGACAUACCGAAUAUAUUCUGGAUUGUGUUACUAGGGUCAUUAAUAUUUAUGAACAAAGCUUUGUUCUUAAUAUGUUAAAAGAAAUCUCAGGGAAAAUAGAUACAAUGAAUGAUCAUAAUUUGAAAAAUGACAGUAUACUUGUUAAACAGGAUGAGGUACUUAAACGCCUAACUGCUCUUGACACUAACAAAAGUACUGUUAGUAAUACUACCAAGCUGUAUAGUACUGCACUUAAGGCCAGGGGUUCUGCCUCUACUAAGCAAAAACAUGUGCCCACAACGAAAAAUGUUCUUCUGAUCUAUAAUGCUAGUGACAAUGGUAAUAGUGAUGAUGUAUGUAAAAUUAUUAAGGAACGAGUUAAUCCAUCGAGGAUAAAGAUUGGUGUUGACAGAGUUCGUAGGAUUGGAAAUGGGGGUAUUGCUGUUGAGCUCGAGAAAAGUGAGGACAUUAAUGUUCUUGAUAAUUAUGUCAAGGAACAUAUACCUGAGGUUAAUACUAAACGGCCUAAAAAACGGAGACCUCAUUUGAUGAUUUUUUCUAUUCCUAAACAUGAUACUAAAGAAGAAUUGCUCCGAAAUAUAUAUUACCAAAAUGAAUCUUUCCACUCUUUAUAUUCGGAAGAGGAUUUUAAACAGGAUUUUCGCCUUAAAUUUUCUACUGGAAAGCGGGGAGGCGACUAUCAAAAUUGGGUCAUUGAGGUUUCUCCAUCCAUGCGUGCACAGGUAUUAAGAUUAGAUAAAUUAAAUAUUGGAUGGUCGCGCUGCAGGGCCAUAGAUUUUUGCCCAGUCCUGCAGUGUUUUUGUUAAAUUUGUUAAAUGCUGCUGCUUUGGGCAUAGCACAAAGAAAUAUUCAGAGGAAUAUAACAUUUGCAGCCGGUGUUCUGGGAAUCACGCAUUUAAGGAUUGUCCUAAACUUGGAGAGCCUCUUACAUGUAUCAACUGCCGGCACAACCACUUUGAGGAACAUAGGCACAAUGCUAGAGAUCCUGUUUGUAAAGUGUUUCAACAUAUAAAAGCUAACCUGAUAAAUAGGACUGACUAUGGGUCAGAAUUAUAAAAAUAGUAUUACUGUUUUGCAAGUUAAUUUACACAGGAGCAUUGCUGCCAGUUCUCUCUUAGCGAGUGAAAUACACAACUAUGACUUAGUGUUGGUUCAAGAACCAUAUUGUUUACGUAAUCAACCUACCUCUAUUCCAGCUUACUGCUCUACAGUUAAAGGUACUAACAAUAGUCCCUGGGCUAUGACUAUCGUUCCACAUCGCCACAUCCCUAUUUUGCACUUAGCCUCUUUUAGUACGGAUUAUAUGGUU
Centruroides sculpturatus (bark scorpion) is the source of this 2264-nucleotide messenger RNA. RefSeq lists its product as uncharacterized. NCBI's taxonomy places the organism in Eukaryota, Metazoa, Arthropoda, Arachnida, Scorpiones, Buthidae. The record is from RefSeq and is a predicted model, not a curated record. The coding region runs from base 841 to 1761 and encodes 306 amino acids. The transcript is spliced from 2 exons.